Molecule: messenger RNA, 2322 nt
Organism: Telopea speciosissima
Lineage: Eukaryota; Viridiplantae; Streptophyta; Magnoliopsida; Proteales; Proteaceae
Exons: 1
Coding region: 1-2322 (773 amino acids)
Source: RefSeq, a predicted model, not a curated record
AUGGGCAAAGGAGGGUGUGGGGAUGAAAGUCUCGAUACACCAUUUUAUGGUGAACCUGUUCCUUUGAUUGGCCUUUACAUUGCAUCUGCAACAUUGGUAUGCUUCUUUUCCAUGACUUAUGAUUUAGUUCAUGGAUUUGUUCGAAAGAAACCAUUUAUUCCAUGUAAAUUGUUUCCUAUCAACUCAUUCACCAUGACAUUGCUAUCAGUAGCUACAAAAAUCCCAGCUGAUCUUACCACAUAUAUGCCUAGAGUUGAGGAUCAACUCUCUAAGCUCACUGGCACUGCUUUGUUGUGCAUUUCACUUGGGUUUUAUAUGCCUUCACUCGGGACUACUGGCCCAUCCGAGCGCUAUGGAAACUUGGCAGCAUUGAGUGUGAUGGUGAUUACUUUGGUUGUUAAUGUGUGUAUACAAAUGGGUACAGGUGUGAUCUAUGGUUUCAUAAUAGAACAUAUCAUCAUUAUGGUCUGCAUCUUAUUAUUGCUUUUGUUCUUGUGGUCAUCUGCUAUAGCUUUUAGAAGCCAAACAGAGUGUAGAGGGCCGUACUUAUCUAAAAUUUCUGAAGCUAAAGACAAUGCAAAAGAUGUAAAUGGAUUGAGAAAACUUUUAGUGAAACUCCAUGUACUCAAUUAUACAGGCAACCCUCAAACAUUGUUAUGUGAAACUUCGCAUCAUAACGCUUUUGGCUUACUGUGUACCAUUUCUUUAGCAGUUGUCUUACAAGCCAUGUUGAGGUCAUUUGCCCUAAAAAAUAUGUGGUUGCAUAUGAGGUUACAUUGCAAUGGUGGUGAUGUUUCUGACUACAAAUGGUCGAUUCCGGUCGUGAUUGUGUCCCAAUUUCUAACCAUUUUAGUGGGGACUGUCUCUAUCAUCUAUAGAUGGAUUUCUUUUCUCGGCCAUACUCACGGGGAAGAUGUUCGUGCACAUCAAAGUUAUUACAGUCCAGAACUUGAAUUAGAAUAUCUGAAGUUGAACACCUUAUCUUUUAGGUUCCUCAAUAAAAAUUUCUCUAGUGUCUUUCUAGUUGCCAAAAACUUUGUCAUGGAUGUGCUUAUACACACUCAAAUAGUGUUGUAUACAUGUAGCAGUCUCUUCAUUGGUCUCCCAAUUUACACUGUUAAGAAAUUCUUGAAGUAUAUAAUUUCAUUUGAUAAUGAGCAAUCAGAUGAGGAUAUUGAUGAAAUGUAUACUUCAGCGAUGCGGGGUUUUGUAUUAUCAUUUGUGAAUGACGACAUUUUCCAUCCUUGGAUUAGUAAAAUGGCCAUGAAAGACAUGAUGAGAUGGAGAAACACAUAUAAGAGCAGGGACUGUUGUGCAACUCAACUCAUCCAAUUAAUAUCUAAAUGUCCUCUUGCUUCUGUUUCUAAAUCAGAAUGUGUCAUCUUCAUUAGAAAAUUAGAAGCCACAGGGGAAGAAUUUUUAAAGGGAUUUGUGGAAACUGAUUGCUUGGGAGAAAUAUUCAAAAUCAAAUAUGAUUACAGAGUUUCAUGCGUAUCAGUCUUGGUUCUUACAAGAAUGCUUGCAGAAUUGUUUCCAUCUUCCCGUGCUGAAUCUCUAAAGCACAUCUUAGAAGCCUUGAAUGAGUCAUUUGAAACCAUAUAUUUUGUGGACCAGAAGACUACUGAUGCUUCUAGCAUGUUAGAUGAAGCAAGAUGGACUUCUGCAAAAGAUGUAUGGGCGCAAUGGGAGAAUCCCAAUCAUUGGUUCCGAAGUAAGAUCAUCUCUCCUGCAUUCAAGAAGUGUUCAUUGAAGAAAUCUGAAGAAUCCGAGUUAAAGCCACAACAUGUCCUUGAAUUUCUUGGGUAUGCUAGUCAAGCUAUUGAAGAAUUUUUUCGUCAAAAUUUUGAGGACUUGUUUUUCUCUGCCUUAUUUGGUGUGUCAUUGACUAAGAAGCAUGUGACUCUGAUUGCAAUUGAAUUUUCAAUCAUUUGCAAAUUCAUUCUAGAGCAAAAUUAUGAAUCAGUUGAGGAUGUAUUUGAUUUCUUAGAAAUGUGUUUUGUAAAGAUACUCUGUUUUAACCUCUCUAGUCUCCCACUAGCCAUAUUGAAAGAGAUCAAUGGAGAUGAUCCAUUUGAAAUAGGUGAAAGAAGAGUGAAAAAAGCCUUCAAGUUCUUUUGUGAACUUGAGUUGUUAGGUGACACAAUCGAAUGGUCAUGGCCAGCUACAUUUGUCCUUGAAAGUCAAGCAAAUGAUGUCCGUUCUCUUGUUCAAGCCGAGCUUUCGAGUUCUUUUCCAUUAUCUUCCCUUGCUGCUGCUGCUGAUGGUGCUGCUUAUGCUACAGAUGAUGAUGAUGAUGAUACAAUUAGAGAAAAUUGGGUUUGA